AUGAAAAUAUUUAAAGAUGCAAAGCCUGAAGUAGUUUAUUUAUUAGGUUGGACAUUUCCAGUAUUGGUAUCUAAUGUUUUAAAUCAAGUUGUUUAUUUAUUAGUAAAUAUGAUGUUUGCAGGUAGAUUAGGUAAAGAUGAACUUGCUGCAGUUUCUUUAGGUAAUACGUGGGUAUUUUGUACGAGUGCUUUUGUAGUUGGUACAUUUAAUGCUAUGGAUACUUAUAUUUCUCAAGCAUUUGGUGCAAAAAGUUAUAAAUUAAUUGGAUCAACAAUUCAAAGAGCUACAACAACAGCAGUAAUUUUUAGUUUUUUUAUUACAAUACUUUGGUUUGUAACAGAACCGAUUUUAAUACUUAUACAUCAAGACCCAGAAGUUUCAAAAUUAGCACAACGUUAUAUUUUAGGUAUGAUACCAGGAUUAUGGUUUAGUGGAGCACUUUCAGUAUUACAAAAAUAUCUUCAGGGUCAAGGUAUUAUGAAUCCAUCAAUUGUUUGUGGUAUAAUUUUAAAUAUUUCAAAUGCAAUUUUCAAUUUUAUAUUAGUUCAUGGUUUAACAGAUUCAGGUGGUAUUGGUGUUAUUGGAAGUUCAAUAUCUACAUCAAUUUCUAAAGGUAUAGCAACAGGUUUAUUAAUUUUAUGGAUUUAUAAAUUUAAACUUCACAAAGAUACAUGGUUUGGAUUUUCAAUACCAGAACUUACUGGAUGGAGUGGUCUUAAAGAUUAUCUUAGAUUGGCGAUUCCAGCAGGAUUUCAAAUGUUAUUGGAAGGUACUGCAUUCGAAUUGUUAACUAUUUUAUCGGGUACAUUUGGUUCCGUCCAAUUGGACGGUCAUUCAAUUGCUAUGAAUUUCACAUUGUUAACUUUUAUGUUACCAUUUAGUAUAUCGAUUGCAUUGUCAGUUAGAAUUGGUCAAUUACUAGGCUCAAAAGAUGCAAAGAAAGCAAAGAGUGCAACCAAUAUUGGAUUUUUCUUAACAAUGUCAAUUAUGGUGUUAAUUUCAAUGACUCAAUUUUUAACUAGACAUUUAAUCGGUGGUCUUUACACUGAUGAAGUAGAGGUUCAACAGUUGGUAGCUAAAAUUUUACCAAUCUCUGCAUUAUUCCAAUUUUUCGAUGGUUUCCAAACAACUUGUCAAGGUAUCAUUAGAGGUACAGGUAAAAAUAAAAUUGGUGCACUUGUUAAUUUCGGUGGAUUCUAUUUAGUUGGUGUACCAUUCUCUUGUAUAUUUGGAUUUGCUCUACAUAAAGAAGUUGUUGGAUUAUGGUGGGGAUUAUGUUUAGGUUUAGGUUCAGUAGCAGUAAUUCUUGGUUUUGUUAUACUUAGAAUUAAUUGGGAAAAAGAAGUUGAAAUAGCUUUAAAGAGAACUGAAUCUUUACAAGGUUUCAGUCAAUUAGAUAUUGAAAUGAUCAUUGAUGGUGCUGAUAAUCUUAAUAAUAAUAAUAGUAUCGAAAAUUAUAAUGAUAAAAAUAAAUUAUUGGAAAAUAAAUCAAAACAUUACAAAAAUGAAGAAGAAGAAGAAGAUGAUGAUGAUUUCAAUAAAGGAGAAUCAGUUGUAACUUUUGGUGAUGCAAUUUUAAAUUCAAAUUAUUCAACACCAAGUGGGUAUAAUAGUAGUAAUGGAAAUAAUAGUAGUGGUAAUAUAAGUGCGAGUAGUAGUACAGAAAAAUUAGAUCAACAUUAUAGUGUAAGAAUUCAAAAUAAUGAUACUAACAUCAAUAGUAAUAAUACUGACUCAAUUGAAAAUAAUAAUAAUAAUAAUAAUAAUAAUAAUAAUAAUAAUAAUAAUAAUAAUAAUAAUAAUAAUAAUAAUAAAAAUAAUAAUAAUAAUAAUAAUAUUAAUAAUAAUAAUAAUACUGACUCAAUUGAAAAUAAUAAUAAUAAUAAUAAUGAAGAAGUGGUUCAUAAUAUAAAUCAUAAUCAAUCAAAAAAUGAUUAUAUAAUAUUAAAAAAAAAUGAUGAUAACGAAGAUGAUGAUAAUGAUAUAAACUAUGCAAUAUUAAAUUAA
Dictyostelium discoideum AX4 is the source of this 2007-nucleotide messenger RNA. Its product is annotated as multi antimicrobial extrusion family protein. Gene Ontology annotation, molecular function: antiporter activity; xenobiotic transmembrane transporter activity. Gene Ontology annotation, biological process: xenobiotic detoxification by transmembrane export across the plasma membrane; transmembrane transport. Lineage: Eukaryota; Evosea; Eumycetozoa; Dictyosteliales; Dictyosteliaceae. The coding region runs from base 1 to 2007 and encodes 668 amino acids. The record is from RefSeq and is a predicted model, not a curated record. The transcript is spliced from 4 exons. Gene Ontology annotation, cellular component: membrane.